AUGACAGAAUUGAGCCAAAAGGUUGAAAUAAGUAAGCAGACGGAGCAAUCAAACCAAAUACCGCAAUUAGGCGCAUUAGAGGAGGAUGAUGAGUUUGAAGAGUUUGAAAUCGAUGACUGGAGAGACGAUGAAUGCGAGUUUAGCAAUCUUGGUACGAAUGAUAAGUUAUGGCAGGAUAGCUGGGAUGACGAUGACCAGGACGACGAUUUCAGCCACCAACUUAGAGCUGAGUUAGAAAAGAGCAACGCAGAACCAAUGUCACAGUAA
This is a messenger RNA of Wallemia mellicola CBS 633.66, 267 nucleotides long. RefSeq lists its product as hypothetical. The coding region runs from base 1 to 267 and encodes 88 amino acids. Gene Ontology annotation, cellular component: proteasome regulatory particle, lid subcomplex; proteasome complex. The transcript is spliced from 3 exons. Lineage: Eukaryota; Fungi; Basidiomycota; Wallemiomycetes; Wallemiales; Wallemiaceae. Gene Ontology annotation, biological process: mRNA export from nucleus; double-strand break repair via homologous recombination; proteasome assembly. The record is from RefSeq and is a predicted model, not a curated record.